AUGAAUCCAGGCCGUUGUGCUGCCUGCAGAUAUUUAAGAAGAAAAUGCCCUCCUGAUUGCAUCUUCUCUCCUUAUUUCCCACCCAAUAUUCCACAAAGAUUUGUUUCUGUCCACCGAAUCUAUGGCGCCAGUAACGUCGCAAAACUCCUCCAGCAACUACCGCCCAAUCUGCGAGCUGAAGCUGCGGAAUUAUUGUGCAUGGAGGCACAGUAUCGGAUCGAGGACCCUGUCUAUGGCUGUGUUGGACUCGUAUCUUCACUGCAAAAACAGAUACAUGAUGCGGAGAAGCAACUGGCAAAAACUCAAGCUAAGAUUGCGUUUCUGAAAUAUCAGGCUCAACAUCCCCAAGCUGCUCUGUUGGACGAUGCUGCUAAUCUUGACUUCAUUCAUCAAGGUUCUUCUGGGUUUAUGCAGGAUUGA
This is a messenger RNA of Hibiscus syriacus, 420 nucleotides long. RefSeq names its product LOB domain-containing protein 24-like. The coding region runs from base 1 to 420 and encodes 139 amino acids. The record is from RefSeq and is a predicted model, not a curated record. The transcript is spliced from 2 exons. NCBI's taxonomy places the organism in Eukaryota, Viridiplantae, Streptophyta, Magnoliopsida, Malvales, Malvaceae.